Brenthis ino (lesser marbled fritillary) is the source of this 1242-nucleotide messenger RNA. The record is from the annotation of a GenBank genome assembly. Lineage: Eukaryota; Metazoa; Arthropoda; Insecta; Lepidoptera; Nymphalidae.
AUGAAAAAAAUAAUAUUGAUCAUAUUGAGCGUGCAACAGAUUAUAGUGACAACACCUGCAGUGCGACCAGGCAAAUUUAUUUCCUAUUCUUUACCUGACAAAAGACCCUUAAAGAAAGCUCUAGGAUAUAUUGAGGACACUUACUUAAAUUUUACAGAAUUAAGCAAUAAAUACGGAUACUCAAUUGAAGAACACAUAAUAACUACAGAUGAUGAAUAUCUUCUAACAGUCUUCAGGAUCCUUUCAAAAUGUGAUCAAGUGCUAAAGUACCCUGUAAUAUUAAUGCACGGUAUAAGUGACACCUCAGACACAUGGAUAUUAACUGGUCCUAAAUCAGGUUUAGGUUACAUUUUAUCAAAUAAUUGUUAUGAUGUAUGGGCUGGCAAUCUUAGAGGAAACACGUAUUCACGUAAGCAUAAACGGCUGAAUCCAGAUGUAGACCCGGAAUAUUGGGAGUUUUCAUUUGACGAAAAUGGCUUUUACGAUUUACCUGCUAUUAUUGACUAUAUUAUAAAUGCUACCAAGCAAACUAAAGUUUACUAUGUUGGUCACUCACAGGGGACGACAGAUUUUUUCGUCAUGGGAUCUUUAAGACCUGAAUAUAAUAAAAAAGUUCAACUAUCCAUUCACUUAGCUCCAGUGGCAUGGAUGAGUACGUUAAAGAGCCCCAUACCAAUAUUAUUAGCACGAGCAACAAAACUUUUAAAAGAAUUCCUCGAUAACCUUGGUUUUGCUGAAAUUUUAGGCAAACAUCAAGUGUUUCAUGCUAUAGUAGAAUUGUUGUGCCAAUUUGCUCCAGAUGCAAUCUGUGGCACAUUUUUUGCUUUAACAACAGGUUAUUCACAAGGAAGUAUAUCAUCAAGGAAUCUGGCAGUAAGCAUGGGGCAUAUUCUAGCUGGUGUUUCUGUUAAAACAGUAGCACAUUUUGGCCAGUUAAUAAUGUCUGGAAAUUUCCAACGCUACGAUGAGGAAAAGGAAGGGAACAUAAGAAGAUAUGGUACACCCACGCCAUCAAAAUAUAAUGUAUCGCUUAUUACGUCUCCAGUUGUUCUCGUUUGUGGUCAAAAUGAUUGGCUGUCCACCUCAGAAGACAUCCAAAUAUUAGCCUCACAGCUACCAAAUUUAGUAGAAAAAUACAUAGUUCCCGAGCCAAAAGGGAGCCAUAACAAUCACCUCUGGGGUAAUGAUGUAAAAGAAUCCACUUAUAGUAAAGUUUUAGACUACUUUAAAAAAUUCAGUACA